AUAUUGUCAUCCCAACUGCCCGUGCAUGUCCGCCCACAUGGGGUGUCGUGGCUUCCCGAUAGGACUUUAAAAUUUGUAUAUUCAGCAUAGUUUGUGAGAAAAUUUCCUACACUCCACUCUUCACAAAGUUUUCGUGGCCGAUAUACUUUCGAAGAAGUACGGAGUCAACUUAUUUAACUCGAUUAUUGAACAAUCCUAUAACGUCUCAUCUGAAGCAAUAAGUAUAAGGCCCGUUUCGAUUUUCAAUGCGAUGACGUACCUUAUCACUGGGUUUCAUAAAUUAUAUCAUCAUCAUCAUUACCAUAAUCUCAGUCCUAUAAUGUGAAUAAUGCUAAAGGUUAAACGCGUACGCUGCCAUUCAAAACAAAUGAUAAGACUGGGCAUGUAGCGAUAGUUUACCUCCCUGGUAGUGAAAAAUGUUGUCUAAACGGUUAUUCAGGAAAUACAACAAGUUGGUUCGAUUGAUACAUAAUUCGGCAAAUGUUAUAAAAUCUUGUAUUGAUGUUCAAUCGCCUCAGUUCAAGGAGAAUCAUGGCCGAAUGUCUCAAUUGGUCGAAGAACUCCGAAAGAGGACUCAAACGGUACUUGAAGGGGGUGGUGAGAAAGCUAUCAAAAGACAGACAUCCCAGGGAAAGUUACUAGUCCGAAGCAGGAUCGAGCUACUUUUGGAUCAUUCCUCAGCAUUCCUGGAGCUGUCUACCCUAGCUGCCAAUGAUAUGUACGAUAAAUCCAUACAUGCUGCUGGUGUUGUGACGGGUAUUGGAAACAUACACGGACAACAAUGUAUGAUAGUCGCAAACGAUGCAACGAUCAAAGGAGGCAGCUACUUUCCGAUGACCGUCAAGAAACAUCUGAGGGCCAUGGAAAUAGCCGAACAGUGCCAGCUGCCAUGUAUCUACCUGGUAGACAGUGCAGGUGCUAAUUUACCUCACCAAGCGCAAGUCUUCCCCGACAGAGAUCAUUUCGGAAGAAUAUUUUUUAACCAAGCUAACAUGUCUGCCAAAGGAAUUCCCCAGAUUGCAGUUGUAAUGGGAUCGUGUACAGCUGGUGGAGCCUACAUACCAGCUAUGGCCGAUGAAUCUGUAAUCGUCCGACGGACCGGAACAAUCUUUUUGGCUGGACCACCACUGGUGAAGGCAUCUACAGGUGAAGAGGUUUCAGCUGAAGAUCUAGGUGGUGCAGACCUACAUUGCUCGACUUCCGGUGUGACAGAUCACUAUGCCGUAGACGAUCGCCAUGCCAUCUACCUAGCCAGACUAAUUGUAAAGAAUCUCAACCGAAAAUUACCUGUAAGCUUCAACGAAGCUAUCGAAUCUCCAGUAUACGACAGUGAAGAACUGUAUGGUAUUUUGGAUUCAAACUUACAGAAACCGUUCGACAUACGAGAAAUCAUAGCACGGAUUGUAGACGGUUCCAAAUUUGAUGAGUUUAAGAAAAAGUAUGGUGAGACUUUGGUGUGCGGUUUUGCAAGGUUAUAUGGCAAACUGGUCGGUAUUAUAGGAAACAAUGGAGUAUUAUUCUCUGAGUGCGCGAUGAAAGGGGCGCAUUUCGUGCAGUUAUGUUCACAGAGAAAUGUUCCUAUUAUAUUUCUUCAGAACAUUACAGGUUUCAUGGUUGGCAGGCAAGCGGAGGCAAGUGGUAUAGCAAAACACGGAGCCAAACUGGUUACUGCAGUAGCAUGCACUCAAGUUCCUAAAAUAACUGUGAUAGUAGGUGGAUCCUAUGGAGCAGGGAAUUAUGGUAUGUGCGGUAGAGCAUAUUCCCCAAGAUUUUUGUAUAUGUGGCCAAACUCAAAGAUAUCUGUGAUGGGCGGACCCCAAGCAGCUGGAGUGUUAUCUCAGAUAGCCAGCAGAGGAAAAGAACUGACAAAAGAGCAGAAAAGCAAGAUAGAAAGACCUAUUAUUGAACAGUUUGAGAGGGAAGCCUCAGCAUAUUACAGUACUGCGAGAUUAUGGGAUGAUGGUGUUAUUGACCCAAAAGACACAAGAAAAGUGUUGGGUUUAAGCCUUGCUGCAGCAACAAACAACCCUGGCGGACCAACUUCCUUUGGAGUAUUCAGGAUGUAAUAAUGAAAAUUAUUAAUAAAAGAUAUUAAAAGAUUCGAAACUGAUUUGGCGUCACCAGACACAAUGGAUAUAGAAAAAUACUGAAUUAAAAAAUGGAAAAAUAACCUUAUAUUGAGGCAGGGCUAGGGUGACAAUCUUAGAUAAAUAUUCCGUAAAUCAUCCUAUACAUUGCAC
Acanthoscelides obtectus is the source of this 2240-nucleotide messenger RNA. The record is from the annotation of a GenBank genome assembly. Lineage: Eukaryota; Metazoa; Arthropoda; Insecta; Coleoptera; Chrysomelidae.